GACCCUAACCCGGCAGAGGAUUGGGCAGACCCGAAGGCAUGACAAAAUCCUUCUGAAGCCCAGGAUGGAAACUUUUUGGUCCAGGAAGCCCACAGUUACGGGCCUCGAAUCUCUAGCCCCUUCCAGAUUCCAGAACUAUGGGAGGAAUUGUAUGCUUGCUAACAUACGCACAGGCGUACGAUUCACACUAUACGUCCAUUCCUCCCUUUUCAGUUCUCACCUUCUUCCUUGGCUUUCGCUCUUUAAUCCUGCCUGGUUCAUAUUAACUACGUCCGGGAAAAAAAAAUCAAAUUGAUUUAGUAAUUUAAUCUAAAAUAGUUUUCUCUGAAUUAGCCAGUGUAGCUUUCCUGCCGGAACCCUAGGGUUUUUCAUUAGUUGGAGAUUAGUGAAAUUCAAGAUGGAGCAGAUGUCUUUGCCGGCUCUCUUCGAGCAGGCUCGCAAGAUUUAUCUCGCGGCUUCUGAAUCAACCGUUGAUCAGGAUACUGUGAGAAAAUGUUGUGAAAUGUUGCGGCAAUGCGAGGAGAUGAUCAGUAAAUUAGGGCUUUUUUCUUCAAAUGAAACCAAGGAUGAUAUUAGCACUGCCAAUCUGAAGUAUCUGCUGGUUUUGUUCUAUCUCGGUGAAAUGACUGAAAAAAUUGCACAAGAUGACCGGAUACAAAUUCUCAAGGCUGCCCAAGCUAAGCUAAAGGAAUUUGUCACAUUUUGUGAAGCUAUGGAGCUUGUGCCUGAAGAGGAAUUGCAAACAUCUGGAGCUAGUUCUUUUGCAGAUCUUAGAGCCAAGAAGAUUGCUCGAUUUAAACGGCAGCGAGCUGCCGAAGCUAAAUUACUUGAGAUAAAGGAACGAAAGGAACGGCGUGGCAGAUCAACUAAGGCAGCAGCUAUUUCCAGCCCUAUUGAGGCAGGGGAAGAUGAUCUGCAGGAUGAUGAUGGAGAAGAAGAAAGGGAGGCAUGGCUCAUGUCCAUCUCCUUGGCCCUCUGCAAGGCUUUUGAUCUACUGGAAAUGCUUAAGAAAGAGGAAGAAAUGCUUUCUGCUAUUAAUGAGAAAAAAUUACAGGAAGGGGAGAAGGAAGUUUCACAGGCUAUUCUUGAUGAGCGUGCCCAGAAGGCAGAAGCUUGGCAUCGGGAUGCUGCCACACGAGCUAGAUUCACAAAACCAUCUCCCCCCAUCACAUGUGCUACUUUUGCGCAGGAUGUUUUAGAGGGAAGAAGGCAGGUGUCAGAAGUCCAUGAGCAUAAGCACCAGCCAUUAAUUUUUGGACCAGCAAGUCUGGUAGGAAAGAACCCAACCAGUGACCGCGAAAGAAUAGCUGCACAAGUUUUCCAGCCUCAUUACAGGUUUGAUUUUUUCCACAAAGUUAAUAAAGUCAACCAGGGUUCCUUUGUGAGUUGUCUAGCAGCUAAAAGUAAAGGUGAUAUUGACUACCACCUGAUCUUAUCUUUUAUGAAUGCAGACUGCCGACCAUGAGCAUUGAGGAAGCCGGGUUGAAGGAAAUGCAAAUGAUGAAUAAAUGGCAGGAGAGGAAUGCUAAACUCAUGGAAGAAGCCAAUUCGGCAUGGUAUAAGGAUAAUCGGAAGUCAAGACCAGGUGAAGAGGAGGAGGACGAGGAUGAUGAUGCUGCCCAAGAGAAGGCGAGGGCAUGGGAUGAUUGGAAAGACGACAACCCUCGUGGCGCUGGCAAUAAGAAGCUCACUCCGUGUGGUUAAUUUAUAAUCAUUGGAUUCAUCAUUGUUGUUUUUCUUGAUGUUUCAUUUGAGUCUUUUGCUAGUUGAUAAUUAUGUGCAACAGGUUUGCUGUCUAAUUAGCCAUCACUCUAUUGUACAUAAGAGGAUAUCUGGCAUGUCGAUUAAGUUUGUGUAUUAUGAUGUAACGUUAGUCCUGUAUUGUCACGGUAGAUAUAAGGCUCUUUUUAUAAGCCUAAUGCAAGUUAUCUCUGCCAAUAUUAUUGGAAAAUAAAUUCAAGCUAGUUUUGUCACUUGUCUACUACUUACCGAGUUACAGCUCGUUCAUUUUGGUAUUCUGCUGUUGAGA
Messenger RNA from Oldenlandia corymbosa var. corymbosa, 2029 nucleotides. The record is from the annotation of a GenBank genome assembly. NCBI's taxonomy places the organism in Eukaryota, Viridiplantae, Streptophyta, Magnoliopsida, Gentianales, Rubiaceae.